Messenger RNA from Iphiclides podalirius (scarce swallowtail), 1737 nucleotides. NCBI's taxonomy places the organism in Eukaryota, Metazoa, Arthropoda, Insecta, Lepidoptera, Papilionidae. The record is from the annotation of a GenBank genome assembly.
AUGACAUACGAGAGAAAACACAAACAUCCCCCCCUACAAGACGCACCAAAAAAAACAAAGAAAGACGAUCGGUCAAAGAAAGAUGACAAGAAUGUUGAACAGUUCAUGAAAUCACUCAACUCUGUACCUUCAUUUGAAGAAAAGCUGUCUAUUGUCUCCAAGAAAUAUGUGCAGAUGAUGGAAGAUAAUAAGAGAUUACAAUUCUACAUAAAGCAGUCGGAAAAACGUUUUGCUUUGACAUUGAAGGAGAAGGAACAUUUGCAGCAUGAAUUCAAUAAGACUGUACUUGUCAAAUCGAAACUCGAAAAUCUUUGCCGUGAGCUACAGAAACAAAAUAAGGCUAUAAAGGAAGAGUCACUUCUUAAGAUACGAGAGGAGGAGGAGCGGUGUAAGGAAACUCAGGCUAAAUUUCAGUCCACCCUGUCAGAGAUCACUAAUCUGCUGCAGCAAAACAAUGAAAAGAAUGCCAAACUCCGUGAUGAUAAUAUCAGCAUGACUGAAAAAUUUAAGAGUGUUAUGCAGCAGUAUCAACUAAGGGAACAACAGGUCGAUAAAAUGGCCAAACAAAUGGCUUUAGAGUCAGAAUUAUCAGAGGCAAAGCUACAGAAAGCAUCCUUAGAGCAUCAAGCUGAAAAGGAGAGAUUAAUAGCUGAGAUGGAGCAAGUUAAAGUUACCUUAGCCCAGUACCGUGCCAAAUUAAUGGAAAUGCAGACCAAUGAGACCUCUUUGAAGGGUCAAUUGGCAGUUUAUACAGAUAAAUAUGAUGAGUUUCAGACUGCUUUAGUGAAGAGUAAUCAAGUGUUUGGUGGAUUCAAAGAGCAAAUGGAGAAGAUGUCGAAGAAGAUCCAGAAGUUGGAAAAGGAGUCGCUGUCAUGGAAGAAGAGGUGGGAGACCUCUCAGACAGCGUUGCUGGACAUGUGUGGGGAGAGGCAGGCCACUGAGGAGAGAGCGUCCGCCACCAACAGACAGCUGCAUCACAUGCAGAGCCUGUGUCGCACUCUUCAAGCGGAGAGAACGUUGCUGCUGAACACCCUGAAGGAGCACAACAUCGAGCGGCCCCCGCUGCCCGCCCCCGCGCCCGCGCCCGCUCCGCCCGCGCCCGCCUCCGCCUCCGCCUCCGCGCCCGCCUCUAACGCCAAGGUUGAUGCAAUGGCGGCCAACUGCGCGCAGCUGAGACAGAGCCUGGCUCACCUCCAAACCCAACUGAACGUCCUGACCAACAAGAACGGCGCCAAAGAAGAGACCGCCCCAAAGGAGGAGGUGAAGCAGAAGAAAACCAAGACGAAGAAGAGCAAAGCGGAGAAGCAGGCGCAGAAGAUUGCCGCGGAGAAGAGCGAACAGCCAAAAGAGCUUGAGAGUGACGGUUCCAGUGCUGCAAAGGAAAUCACAGACGAAACCGAACCUAGUGUCACUGAAAAUACGGUUGAAAAUGUUAUCACUGUGACCGCAGAUAAGGAAAUUGAGAAUCUCGUAGAAGCAGUAAACAGCACAGACUUGAACGCCCCAGAUUUAGAAGUGGUCAACGGUGAAGUAAGCAACGACAAGGAACCGUUACCCAGUAUUAAUGAUAACGAUGAAAAGGAGGAUACAAAUUCGACGGUAGAGAACGAGGUGAAAGCCGAUGAAGGAUCUAGCCACAAAGAAGUGCUACAAAAGGACGAUAGUAUAUCAGAGGCGGAUUCGUGCGAAGAGAUCGCCCAAAUGGAGGAGUUCAAGCCCAUACCGAACGUCAAGGCC